Phodopus roborovskii (desert hamster) is the source of this 1955-nucleotide messenger RNA. RefSeq names its product PCI domain containing 2 (gene Pcid2). Lineage: Eukaryota; Metazoa; Chordata; Mammalia; Rodentia; Cricetidae. The transcript has 14 exons. Gene Ontology annotation, cellular component: transcription export complex 2. The coding region runs from base 113 to 1312 and encodes 399 amino acids. The record is from RefSeq and is a predicted model, not a curated record. Gene Ontology annotation, biological process: post-transcriptional tethering of RNA polymerase II gene DNA at nuclear periphery; transcription elongation by RNA polymerase II; poly(A)+ mRNA export from nucleus. Gene Ontology annotation, molecular function: double-stranded DNA binding; RNA binding.
GCUCAGCUUGAGCCGUCGGUUCCGGAACCUAAAACGUGCGGGAAAUAAAAGUGUGGGGACAAGGAGCGGAAACGGACCUGCGCCGGAAGUGAGGUGCUUAGCGGCCGCUGCUAUGGCGCACAUCACCAUUAAUCAGUACCUACAGCAGGUAUACGAAGCUAUUGAUACCAGAGAUGGAGCGUCCUGUGCAGAGCUGGUGUCUUUCAAGCACCCUCAUGUUGCGAACCCACGGCUCCAGAUGGCCUCUCCAGAAGAGAAAUGCCAGCAAGUUCUGGAGCCUCCCUAUGAUGAAAUGUUUGCAGCUCAUUUAAGGUGUACCUAUGCCGUGGGGAAUCACGACUUCAUAGAGGCGUACAAGUGCCAGACGGUGAUAGUCCAAUCAUUCCUGCGGGCAUUCCAGGCUCACAAAGAAGAAAACUGGGCUCUGCCUGUCAUGUAUGCAGUAGCACUUGACCUUCGGAUAUUUGCUAAUAAUGCAGACCAGCAACUGGUAAAGAAGGGGAGGAGUAAGGUAGGAGACAUGCUGGAAAAAGCCGCCGAGCUCCUGAUGAGCUGUUUCCGUGUGUGUGCCAGUGACACCCGUGCUGGCAUAGAGGACUCUAAGAAGUGGGGGAUGCUGUUCCUGGUGAACCAGCUGUUUAAAAUCUACUUUAAGAUCAACAAACUCCAUUUGUGUAAACCUCUUAUCCGAGCUAUUGACAGCUCAAAUUUGAAAGAUGACUAUAGCACUGCACAGAGGGUCACAUACAAAUACUAUGUUGGGCGUAAGGCCAUGUUUGACAGUGACUUCAAGCAAGCUGAGGAGUACCUGUCGUUUGCCUUUGAGCACUGCCAUCGCUCUAGCCAGAAGAACAAGAGGAUGAUUCUCAUCUACCUGCUGCCUGUGAAGAUGCUGCUUGGUCACAUGCCGACCAUUGAGCUUCUGAGGAAAUACCACCUCAUGCAGUUUUCAGAAGUGACCAAGGCUGUCAGUGAGGGCAAUCUGCUGCUACUCAAUGAGGCGCUGGCAAAGCACGAGACUUUCUUCAUCCGCUGUGGCAUCUUCCUCAUCCUGGAGAAGCUGAAGAUCAUCACUUACAGGAACCUCUUCAAGAAAGUGUAUUUGUUACUCAAAACUCAUCAGCUGUCUCUAGAUGCCUUUCUGGUGGCCUUGAAAUUCAUGCAUGUGGAAGACGUGGACAUUGACGAAGUCCAGUGCAUUCUGGCCAACUUGAUAUACAUGGGUCACAUUAAAGGAUACAUCUCCCAUCAGCAUCAGAAACUGGUUGUCAGCAAGCAAAACCCUUUCCCUCCACUGUCUACAGUGUGCUGAUGACCAGACCCUGCAGGUGGAGUGCAUCUCACUGCAGCUGUCCUCUGUAGCCCAAGUCUUUGUGCUUCCCCAGGGCCCUGGAGGCAGUCCCUAGCACACCUGUCUAGCCAUGUUCUCCAUGGUCCUAACUCACGCCAGCUUUGCCAAGACCUGGAAACCUUUUUCUGGAUGGGACAGACAACCCAGCUGUUGGCUGCUGCUUGUGAACUACUGGGAAGCAGACAGCUGUGUAUUUGUUGUUUAUGGAGGUUGUCUUUGUAACAUUUUGUAGUUUUAUUUUUUUUAAUGUAAUCAAAAUUUAUACAAAACACAUUCUUUAUUGUAUAUUACAUGAUACGUCUAUUUUCAUAUGCAAAAUCUGAGCAUCUUGUGAGCUCAGAAUGCUUGGUGAACUUGACUUCUUUUUUAAAAAUGGAGUUUGGGGCUGUAGGGAUGGUUCAGUGGUUAGAACAAUUACCCAUCUCCCCGUCAGAAGAUGGGGGUUUGGUUCCCAGCACCCACAUGGCAGCUCACAGCCAUCUGGAACUCCAGUUUUAGGGGAUCUAGUGCCCUCUUGUGGCCUCUGUGGGCUCCUGUACAUAGGUGCACAUAAACUCACUCAGGCACACAGACACACAAAAGUAAAUAAAUCUUUUAAAAAAAA